This is a messenger RNA of Hibiscus syriacus, 1173 nucleotides long. Its product is annotated as protein FANTASTIC FOUR 2-like. Lineage: Eukaryota; Viridiplantae; Streptophyta; Magnoliopsida; Malvales; Malvaceae. The transcript has a single exon. Bases 202 to 1089 code for a protein of 295 amino acids. The record is from RefSeq and is a predicted model, not a curated record.
UCCAAAACCAACCAUCUUCAUUUACUUCCAAAUAUCAAAUCCAAGUGUUUCUAAACAAAACAUUUCUCUUCCGUUUAUAUCCCCUGUGAUUUCAAAAAACUCCAAAAAGAGGUGAGGAGGGGGGAAAAAUCCCCUUCAUUAAAGCUCCCCUGUUUCUCCUCUGCUUCCUUCCGCUUGCAAGUUUUGAUUUUGGAUAAGAGAAUGUGCUCAAGUGUCUGUCAAGGGUUGCAAUCAUGCCAGGAGGUGGUUGAAUCACGUUUCUUGAGGCUGAAACUGGUUCCACCCCAAACAAGUUUCACUGAACCAUAUAAUGGAGAAACAAACACCACGUCCACCACCUUCAUCCCCAACGAUAACAACAACGACAAUGAUUGCCAACUGAUAGCCAAUCGGAACACCAGCAUGGGUGGAUGGAGUUUCCUCCAGUCCCUAUCUGACACAAAACCUCCCGCCGUGAACCAAAAAGUCUACGUGCACCCUCCUGUUAAGCGUUCGGCGGCUUCUAGGCUAAGUGAUAAAAGCCUCGAAAUGUGCACCGAACAUUUAGGUAGCGAAACUGGAAGCGAAAGUAGGGAUUGCGGUCAUGACAUUUCCUUGCUUUCGUUGAAAACUCAAACCGUGGCUAGAGAUAUUAUUCCGUCGAAACCGAGGGAAAGUUCGUCGACCAGAAAAAUGAGGCGUGACUACAGCUUUCCGCCUCCUUUGACGUCCAUUAGCUGUUCGAAUGGUGUUCAGGUCAAGUCUCAUCGGGAAAACGGCCGCUUAAUUCUUCAAGCCGUUAGUGUCUCUCCCUGUCAUAGUUACUUCCAUGCAGAACGUAGCGAGGGGAGGCUUAGGCUUUCCCUUUUCAGGGACGCUACCCCAGUUAUCGACAUCGAAGAUCAAGAUCAAGAACAAGAAGAUGAUGAAGAAGUCAAAGUUGAAGAAGAUGAGUUUUAUGGGGAAACCGAGAAUAAGGAAGGAAUUAAUGGGAAUGUUGGGGGUGAAAUCGGGGCAGGGAAGUUGCCAAGGCCAAGCAGCUGCAAAGAAAGUAAUCGAAGCCACGAAGGCGGCUUGCUUCAUUGGAAACCAUUCUUGGUGACUACUUGAAAAAAUAUGGCUAAAAAUGGAAGAAUUUUCACCACUCCCAACUGAGAAUUAGAAUUCUAAUUUUUAGUUAUUACAAGUUUAAGA